Molecule: messenger RNA, 2614 nt
Organism: Cavia porcellus (domestic guinea pig)
Lineage: Eukaryota; Metazoa; Chordata; Mammalia; Rodentia; Caviidae
Gene: Ndufaf1
Product: NADH:ubiquinone oxidoreductase complex assembly factor 1
Exons: 5
Coding region: 671-1657 (328 amino acids)
Biological process (GO): mitochondrial electron transport, NADH to ubiquinone; mitochondrial respiratory chain complex I assembly
Cellular component (GO): mitochondrion
Source: RefSeq, a predicted model, not a curated record
GAACAGUGCGCGUCCGGGGCCGCGCGUCCCGGUAGGGUGGGGAGGGCAGGCUGGCGGGUCAAGCUGGGACUCAGCGACGGUGGUCUCCGCUGGGCGCCGGGGAUCAGCAGCAGAGAUGUCUUCCCGAUGAGCUUCGGACAGCUCCUGGGGACGGCGUAGCGAGAAGGCAGGCCGCCGGCGCCUGGUGUGAAUGGCGCUAACAACCAAAUCCUACGUGAGAGGCACAGGGGUGGAGUGUACUGCAUGGGGGCGGGAGGUGAAGAUCUCGGAAUUUUCUUUUCUCACACAGAGCAGAGAUAAUGACGGGAUGUGGAGGUCGGGCCUUUUGUGGAGUUGAUGGACCAACUCUCAGGUCGCCGGGCUGCGGCAUCCUCGCCACUCUUUCUGGGACUCUGCCCAGUACCGGAACUUUAAUGCUGAAUCACCUAUUUGGCGCCGGAAAGGAAAAGCCGAUGGACCUACACCGGAAUAGUGGAGGACCGGGCGGGAAAGGGCGGCGGACUCGGACAGAAGCUUUGCUUAGCCUCGGGAAAGGUGAGCAGAGGCUAUAACUGUGGGAACGUCUGCAACCCGGGAGGCGGCGCAGGUCUGACAGGUGGAAUCAGGCUGUUUGCUGAAGUGUCCUCCCUUGAGAACGGGGGAAACAUUUACCCUUUGCCCUUUUCGAAGCAUGGCUUUGGCCUGCAGAUUCCCAAGUGGCCCGCAUGUUCUUGGAAAGUACUUGAAGCUACACAGGGCCCUGCGUCAGCCUCUGGGUGUUUGCGUCACAGCCUAUUGUUCAGGGAGCCUUCCGAAGCCAGGCACCACUCCUGGAAGAGCCUCCCAGCAGAGCAGGCCCGAAGAAGGUUUGCAAGGACAUGAGCAGAAGGAAGUCUCGGUGGAUAUUCUCUCUUCUGAAGAGAAGCCUGAAGUGAGUUUUGAAAAAGCAUUGAGGGACGAAGUAAAGGACCACUUUAGACGCUUGAAGAAUGAGAUCGUGAGUCGCUGGGUGGGCCCGGAAGGCCGCCCCCUGCACGAGGUCCUGCUCGAGCAAGCCAGGAUUGUCUGGCAGUUUCGAGGCAAAGAGGACUUGGACAAGUGGGUCGUGACCUCCGACAAGACAAUUGGAGGCAGAAGCGAAGUGUUCUUGAAAAUGGGCAAGAACAACCAAAGUGCGCUGCUGUAUGGGACUUUGAGCUCCGAGGCUCCCAAGGAUGGGGAGAGCAGCCAGAGCGGGUACUGUGCAAUGAUAUCCAGGGCACUCCGGGGUGCCUUUGACAAGAAGAUGUCUUAUGACUGGUCCCAGUACAACUCUCUGUAUCUCCGCAUCCGCGGCGAUGGGCGGCCUUGGAUGGUGAACAUCCGGGAGCAGACGGACUUCAUCCAGAAGAAGGACCAGAUGUACAGCUACUUCAUGUACACCCGCGGUGGGCCCUACUGGCAGGAGGUCAAGAUUCCCUUUUCCAAAUUUUUCUUCUCAAAUAAAGGAAGAAUCCGGGAUGCCCAGUACAAGCUUCUGCUUGACAAGAUCUCUACUAUAGGAUUCACCCUGGCUGAUAAAGUAGAUGGUCCAUUCUUCCUGGAAAUAGAUUUUAUUGGUGUGUUUAAUGACCCAGCCCACACAGAAGAAUUUCCGUAUGAAAAUUCUCCAGUGCUUAACCCAAGACUUUUUAAAUGAGGAAGAGGAUAUGCCAGUUUUGUGUUGUUAGACUAAUGAUGAUAGUAGCAGCCACAGUGAUGCAGACAAAAAAGUAAGUGUUUUGUUUUGUGGGCUGGGAUGCAGCCAGCGUCCCCCAAAAAGAAAAAAACUAACGGCACCAGAUAUGAAGAUACACGACUGUAAUCCCAAUGCUUCUGAAACUGAGGCAGGAGGAUCAUGUGAACUCAGAGCCAGCCUGGGCUACAAAAUGAGUUCAAGGCCAGCCUGAACUACAUAGUGAGACUAUUUCAAAAAGACUAAAAAAAAAAAAAAAAACAAAAGAAGACUAAAAACCAAAACCUAAUGGCAAAUAAAUUGCUGGUAUGUAUUCCAUAAAAUAGGAUGUUAUAGUUCACGUCUAGAGGUUACCCCAAAGUCUCAUGCAGUCAGAGGUGAGGAUUUUUGGAUCUAGGGCAUGUGAUAGUAGGAUUAAAGGCAUGUGGUAUUAGUCCACUGAUUGGUUUGGCAUAGUUCUGGGUGUAGAAGGCCCUCCCUACAUGUGGGUAGUGCCACCCAAGGGCAGACAGCCUGGAAAGACAAAAAUAAGCCGUAGGGCCAGGGAUACAGCUCAGUGGCGCAGUAUCUGCUUGGCAAGAUUUUGAUUUCUGGGGGCUGGGGAUUUAGCUCUGCAGCAUAAGCGCCUUUCUUGUAAGCAGGCAGUUGUGAGUUCGAUCCCUGGUACCAAUAAAAAAAAAAAGAAAAAGACAAAAAAAAAAAAAAAAAAGAGUUUGAUUUCUGGUACCCAAAAAAAAACCCCCAAACACCAAAAAAGCAAUAGGUUGCUGCCAUUGCUUGCUGCCUUCUGCAUGUCCUACUCUGUGAUGGAUGGUUGUUCCUCCUCGGUGCCCCUCUGCCAUGCCACCCUGCCUUGGUGCCAGCUGACCAUGGAGCAAAACCUCUGUGAACUGUGAGCCAAAUAAACCUUUCCGCUUCGAA